CCUGCCGCGGGUGGGGUUUGGUUAAAUAACGGGGCUGGGGGUGGGAGGCAUAGAACCCCAUUUUCUUCCCCCUUGCAGAAACUUUCAUGAUGGAGGAGUAGAUAAGCUUUGGGGUGAAAUAGACGAAGGAGAAUGUAAACUUUGAGAUAGUAGAUGGAAGAUUAGCUCAGUAAGGUGGCAGGCAAGGCAGGUGCCAUGGCCUUGAUUGAAGGGGUGGGUGAUGAGGUGACCGUCCUUUUCGCGGUGCUUGCCUGCCUUCUGGUGCUGGCUCUCGCCUGGGUCUCAACACACACUGCGGAGGGUGCCGACCCACUGCCCCAGCCAUCAGGGACUCCAACACCAGCACAGCCCAGUGAAGCCAUGGCGGUCACCGGCAGCAUCAGAGGGGAGGCCCCAGGAGCCGAGACCCCCAGCUUGAGGCACAGAGGUCAGGCUGCAGAGCCAGAGCCUGGCAUGGGGCUCUCAGCAACGUCGCCAUUGCCAGACUCCCCCCAGGAGCCCCUAGUGCUGCGGCUGAAAUUCCUCAACGAUUCGGAGCAGGUGGCCAGGGCCUGGCCCCACGAUACCAUUGGCUCCCUGAAAAGGACCCAGUUUCCCGGCCGGGAACAGCAGGUGCGGCUCAUCUACCAAGGGCAGCUGCUAGGAGACGACACCCAGACCCUGGGCAGCCUUCACCUCCCGCCCAACUGCGUCCUCCACUGCCACGUGUCCACGCGCGCCGGGCCCCCACCGCCCCCUUGUCCGCCGGGGUCCGAGCCAGGCCCCUCCGGGCUGGAAGUGGGCGGCCUGCUGCUGCCCCUGCUGCUGCUGCUGCUGCUGCUGCUCUGGUACUGCCAGAUCCAGUACCGGCCCUUCUUCCCCCUGACGGCCACUCUGGGUCUGGCCGGCUUCACCCUGCUCCUCAGCCUCCUGGCCUUUGCCAUGUACCGCCCGUAGUGCCUCCGCGGGCCCUCGGAGGCGUUGCCGGCCCCUCUGGACCUCGCUCCCCACGACACAGUGGGCGUUGUUGUCUGCCCAGGCCCACCUCUCCGGCCUGCCUCUUCCCGCUGGCCUGGAGCCCGGCCCUGCGCAGCAGAGCGCUCCGCGAGUCGGUCGACGCCCCUCCCUGUGACCGCCGUGGCUCCGGGCCACGUCCCCGGGCUGCUGGCUCUCAGCCCCCACUGACAGUCGGCUCCUCAGGGUCAGGCAGCUGCUGUCACUGCCUCGGCCCUGGGCAGAGCCGGGCCACACCCCUGGGCCCCUCUGAGUAUCCCGCCUGAGGACCCAGCCACCUCUAGUCCCUAAAGCUCCUGGGGCUGAUUUGAGGACCUAAGGACUGCGGGGCGCUGGGGAAGGGGAGCUGGGAGGGGCAGAGGGAUUGUGUGGAACACGU
Messenger RNA from Neomonachus schauinslandi (Hawaiian monk seal), 1372 nucleotides. It is a transcript of the gene TMUB1, whose product is annotated as transmembrane and ubiquitin like domain containing 1. NCBI's taxonomy places the organism in Eukaryota, Metazoa, Chordata, Mammalia, Carnivora, Phocidae. The record is from RefSeq and is a predicted model, not a curated record. Gene Ontology annotation, molecular function: protein binding. The transcript is spliced from 3 exons. Bases 196 to 936 code for a protein of 246 amino acids.